AGUUAUUUGAUUGAGCAUGAGAAAAUGCUUAUCAAUAAUUUAGAUAAAAAACCAAAUAGCACUGGUAGUAACCCGAUGUCCUACGAUGAUUACGAAUUUGAAGAUGAUCCAAUCGAAUUGGAGCUUAGAAAGAAAAUGUUAACAAUGUUAAAUCAAAACUCAAUACCAAAUAGUAGUAGUAGUAAUAAUAAUAAUAAUAGUAAUAAUAAUAUUAGCAAUUUAAAUAAUUUUAAUUUAGAAGAAUCAGAAGAGGAUAACAUUGAUAGUGAUGGAAAUAACAGUAGUAACCACAGUGACCAUAAUUUAAAUAAUGAAUACUAUAAUAACUUUAGCAAUGAUCAUAUGUUUAGCACACCCACAUUAUCAAGAAAAUCAAAAAAUAAACAACAUAACAGAUCAAUUUCAGUAAACCAACCACAAUCAUCAUCAUACCAACAUCAGUCAUCAUAUCUACAACCACAAUCACAGUUAUCAAAUUCAUUAAACCAAAAAUCAUUUUUAACAUCUAGCAACCCAGGAUUUUUACCCACAUUAGGCAGCCCAAAAUUCGAAUCUCUUGGCAAUAGUACUAAAGGAACAAAUCUUACAACAACAAUUGGCAAUAAUAAUAAUAAUAAUAAUAAUAAUAAUAUGAUGUUUAAUAAUAAUGGAAGUAAUAUUAGUAAUUCAAGCUCUCAAGGUGAAGAAUACUUUAAUUUAAAUGAAAAAUACCUAUUAACUGAAAGAGAUAGAAUUAAAUCAAUGGCAAAAGAAUUUAAAUUUGAAAUUGAAAUUGAAAGAAAGGUUAUUAAGGAAUAUAAACUCUAUGCCGUAGAAGAAUGGAUAUUUAAAUCAAACCACAUUUGGUCUGCUGUGUCAUAUACUGGAAAUUACGAUGAUAAGAUUGUUGUAUCAGUUAUCAAGCCAACACAACAAAAUAAACAACUAUACAAUUUAAUUUCAAAACCUCCAAACAGUACCUUUUAUCCAAUCAAUACACCAUCGGGUCAAAUAUUACUUGCCAACUGUGGGGAUUCUUCUCAGUACGGACUAAACCUUAUCGAAAUACCAGAUGGAGAUUUCGAUGAACACAUAGAAGAUAUUAAAACCAAUUUAUGCCUAAAGAGACUAGGUUGUACAAAUCCCAAAUACAAAGUAUCCUAUAUGAAACUUGCAGACUCUUGUGUUGAUAAGUUUAGAAAGCUAUCCGGUUUCCCAAAAGCGACAAAGAGCUAUGUUAAUGAAUUUGUAAUGGAAAUACAAGCCGCCUUGUCACAUUUAAACUAUUUGCCUUUGCUUACUAAAAUUGAUGGAAUGUAUGAUCAGAAAACCAUUAAUGCGCUAAAAGCUUUUCAAGUUGACUCAAAUAAACAUAGAGAGGGUAGCGGUUUAUUAUUAUUACCAACAGAAGGUUACUUGGAUCAAAUUACAUUUGAUGAAUUACAAGAAGAAAUCUUAAAACUAGCUUCAAAAUUAGAAUCACUAGGCUAUACCCUACCAGACAAUCCAACCAAAAACUUUAAAGAAUUCAAUGUAAUAAUUAAAUCAUUUCAAGAAACCUAUAGAAUUUAUCCCAAUGCACCUGGUAAAAACAUUUUAUUAUUUAUAGAAAAAAUGAAUUUAAAAGUAUCACAAACCAUUUUACCACCACCCUCAUCAAAUAAUAUACAAUCAACAUUUUCAACAUCACCAUCAUCAAAUAGUACAAAUAUAAAUAAAAAAAAUAAACAAAAUAAUAAUAAAAGCAAUAAUUCCAAUAAUAGUAAUAGCAACAGCAAUAGUAAUAGUAAUAAUAACCUACCAGGCAAUAGUAAUUAUAAUAACUAUUUAAACUACGACGAUGAAAUUGAAAGUUUUAAAAGAGGUCAGGAAAAAACAGAUGCCGAAAUUUUUAGAUAUGAUGAUGACGAUGAUGAAGAUGAAGAUGACGACUAUUAUGAAGAUAGUGAUAGCCAAGAUAUUAUAGAUCCAUAUGUUGAUGAUGACGAUGAUGAAUAUUUCUCAAAUGAAGACGAAGAUUUUAAAGCCACCAAUAACAACAAUAAAAGCGAUAACACCAAUAUCAAAUCUAAAACCGAUAUCCCUAUAUCAAACAAUGUAAAUAACACAUCAUCAGUAGCAACCACAACAAAUAAUGAAAAACAAUUUCAAGAAAUUCAAAAGCAAACUUUAUUACCAAACAACACCAAUGUAUUAUCACAAACUCAAAAUGAAAUUAACAAUUUAGAACCAAUCAACGAAGCUGAAGAAAAAGAAAAACUAAAGCAAACAAUACUAAGGCUUGAAGUAUUAGUAGAUAAACAGCAUUCUCAAUAUUGCAAACUAAAAGAAGACUUUGACCAUUUAAGUGAUAGCUAUUAUGAACUUAAAGAAAAAUCUUUAAAAUCAAUUGCAGUAAUCUCCACAAACGAAAAAAUGUUUACAGAUAUCAAUAACCGUUGGAAUAAAUUAACUAAAAAAGAAAUACCCGAAAUUGAAGAUAAAAUUAACUCCAAUGUUGAUAUUAUUCAAUCUUAUUCGAGCAAAAUGAAAAGGUUAGAUGAUAUCGUAACCUCAAUUCAAAAAAAGAAUGAUAGAAAUAUUUUCCUUUCAUUUUUAAUUAGCUUUGGAUCAUUCUUUCUUAUUAUUUGUGGAUAUAUAGCCAUAGGUUUAGCAAAGAUUAAAAAGAGUAUUGUGCAACCAAUCAAUAAUAAUGCAAAUAAUACCAAUGGAAAUAAUAAUAGUAAUGGAAAUAAUAAUAAUAAUAAUAAUGAAAUAACAAGUAAUUCAAACAAAAAUAGGCAAACAGACGAAGCAAUCCAAGAUUUUUUAAAACAAAAAUUAAAUAUCACCACUUUUUUUGAAAACAAUUAA
Messenger RNA from Dictyostelium purpureum, 2832 nucleotides. RefSeq lists its product as uncharacterized. The transcript has 3 exons. Lineage: Eukaryota; Evosea; Eumycetozoa; Dictyosteliales; Dictyosteliaceae. The annotation marks the transcript as partial. The record is from RefSeq and is a predicted model, not a curated record.